Trichoplax adhaerens is the source of this 7296-nucleotide messenger RNA. RefSeq lists its product as uncharacterized. The record is from RefSeq and is a predicted model, not a curated record. Bases 1 to 7296 code for a protein of 2431 amino acids. Gene Ontology annotation, cellular component: cytoplasm. Lineage: Eukaryota; Metazoa; Placozoa; Uniplacotomia; Trichoplacea; Trichoplacidae. The transcript has 29 exons.
AUGGACUCUUGCAGACAAAAGUUUAAUGCCUUUGAUGUGACAGCCUACGAAUUAGUUCACUGUGUAUUGAUUACCGAAACAAAUGAUUUCUACAAGAUCAAUUUCGAUGAUUAUUUUAUGCGAUUUCCAAAUCAUUUGAUAACAUGUAACAAUUAUGAUGAUGCAGCUGACAACUUGGCGUUUGAUGAGGAUGACACGUUAAAUCGAGGGUCUGUAACUGGUGAUGUAUUAUGGAGAUCACAAUUAGCACAAAUUUCAGAUCGGGUGAAACAUCUACGUAAUUAUGAUGUAUCUAAACCUCACGUAAAUAAACGAGCUAAAAGAACAAGGAAAAUCUUGCUAGCUGCUGAUGAUGAAGCCUGGUUUCGGCGAAUAAACUUUCAAACUGAAGCUGAAUGGGAUUGCAAUGUUUUGCUUCAGAAUUAUGAACAAUUUUCUAUGUCAUCACAUUUUAAAAAUACAGAGGUCUUCAUUUCUGGCUUUGAUACUAGAAGUAGAGCAUCAUCGACGUCUUCACAAUCAUGUUUUUCCGAUAGCUCAAAUAAGGAAUCUAGUAUUCAAGAAUCUAAUACCGGCUGUUAUUUCCCUGCAACGUAUUUGAUUGAUGACGAUGUAGUUGUUCGUUAUGUUCGCUGUUCACAAAUGUCUGUGUUUUUAUGGCUGGUACCUUCAACGUCAGCAGGUGCCAAUGAAGAAAACAAUUAUGGAACGAUUUGUUUAUACGAUUUCUCAACAAGAUCUCACCGCUUACAAAGCUUGACUGAAUGGACCUACGUCAGCAAGACUUUUAGCCAUGAUCAUUCCUACUGCCUAUUAUUAAGUAAUGCUCUUGCUGUUCCUGCUUUUUCUGUCACCAAAGAAGAAAUUAUUAAUAAUAUGAUACUAUAUGACAAUCCUGUGAUGGCAGAGAAUCUUAGCCGUUUAAAUGGUUGGGAUCAUUGUUCAAUUCCAAUCUAUGUGCUAGAAUUAGGAUUGCAACAUCAUCGUUUAGACGUUAUUACUCUAUUUCUCAAGAAUAGGAAAGACUCAUUUACGUAUUUGCAAAAGGAUGAGAAUUGGUUAUCUAAUUCUACCGAAUCAGCAUCUGCAUCUCAUAACACUAAACGUGUCACAGAUUACCAGCAAAUUAUAACUGCAGUUGAUAUGCUUAUCAAGGCAAUUGAGACUAGUAUGCAAGAUCAUCACUUGAACUUUGGUCGUCAUUUACUAAAACUAACCAUGGAUUUUGUAAAUGGCCUCAUACGUGACGGUAUGAUGGUCUUCGAGACAGCAUUUAGUGACAGCAAGACUGGUAAAACUGAUGAAGAAUUGCCAAUAAGGAAUUUGUUAUCAGCAGUUACUGCAUGUGCGGAUCGUAUUGUCUCGCUGCGCUCGUACUUAACUAUUACCAAAAGUGACGUCACAGACAGUGCAAUUCGUAACAGACGUAAUAUCGACAAGUUAGGUCAACAAGAUAGUACAACUUGGAAAAAAUGGCUUAAAAUGAAUAGAGAGGGUAUCUUGCAAGACGCUGUUUUAAGUCGACAUAUUCCCUUAGCUCAAGCUUUUCUAAUACAAAAUAUGGGAAAUGGGCUAUUAGUAAACUGCUUAGCCGUAGUUAGAUCUUGCGUUCUAGAGUUCUUACUCUUAAAAGAUCUAGAGAAAGUUGAGGAUGUACUGACAAAUAUGGGGUUUAAUCCUAGAAGGGAACUUAAGGAUAUUAUGAUGAAUACACUUGACCGCAGUCUGCGUGAUUUCUUGAUUUCAAAGUUAUCGGAAAGAAGAUUGCUAACAGAGAGUGAGGGCCAAUUGAUCGCAUUCGCUCAUAUCGUUGAAAAAUAUUAUCCGUUUCAAUCAUUUAAACAAGCUAAAGAAACAAUUAGUGGUAUUACCAACAUCAGUGAUGAUGAAAUCUAUAGUCGCAUAGCCACUUAUAGUGGAGAAUUAAAGGAGGAAUCAUAUUUUCAUGUUUAUAAUUUUGAUGGUUCUACUCCAAUUUUUGAUGGCACGACUGGCGGUUACCUAAAUACAGCAUUAGAAUGGAUGGUUUUAUGGAGUAACCAAGACAAGGAAAAAAUAUUAUUAGAAUGUGCCUUAAAAAAUAAUUUGCAAACUGAUAUUGCUCGUACAGUAUCCAUUGCUUCUGAAUGGACGUAUUAUGUUGAUCAUCAUAUGUUAUCCACAUUACAAAAAUGGAUAUCGCAAUUAUAUAGUCAAUUUGAAGUUGAAAAUGAAAUAGCAAUUGGAGAUAGGAAUGAUACUGACAAAAGUAUAGAUGUAUUGGCUGGUAGGUCACUUUCGACAGAAUUAUGGAAUAACAUAGCGUGUACUCCCUUGAUUUAUGAUGCUAUUAUGGAUAAGUUGGCAUCAUUUGGAAUAUAUAGACAGCGCGAUAAAAUGGCUUUUAGGCAACUUCUUUAUCGUAUUACAAAAGUAGGAAGGCUCUUCUGUACUUUAAGUCCAUUUCAAGAUAAAGAGAGUAAAGAACUGAUAGAAUUUCAUAAAUCUUUUGCAAAUUACUGUAUUGCAAACAAUUUACCCAAUAUAUUAUAUCAUUACCUGGAUUAUUAUGAUCUUGAUGGUACUCGUGAUCUGGAAAUUAAAAAAAUUGUUAAAGAAUCUUCUAUCAACUGGUUAAAUGCUCUAAUAAGUUUUAGAAAGGUUGGCAAAAAUAAUCAUAAUUUAUCAUUACUACUUGCAGCAAGCUUAUCUAAUGCUGAGUUAUGCUUAGACGUAAAUUCUUCCUCAAUUUCGAACAUGUUGGAAAGUAAUCGGCCCUUGAUGGCCCUAGCAACUUGCAUGUAUGCACCUGUUGCGAUAAAUGAUCUAUUAGUUGAUCUUGAAUCGUUUCAAAGCAGUACAAGUUCUAGCUAUACUUGUAGUAAAAGCUUACUAAUUGAUAGUAUUGUAGCUUAUCCUACCUUAUCUAAAGUACUUAAUCCACAAGAUAUACCAUAUCAUGAAGAACCAAAAGAUGUCACAAUGUAUCAGUUAUUACAAGGGAAUGCUCCGUUCGAUUUAGCGCGUAUAUUAUCAUUUCAAAGUGCAGCUUCUGUGUGGCACUCAAGCGAUCAAUUAGGAGAUAUACCUCAUUUUUCAUCGCCUCCGUUAGUACAGAAACAUGCUUUCCGAGAAAGGCUAGAUUUUUCAUAUUUCUUGCGGAGUUGCCGCCCAUCGUUUGCGUUUCUAGCUUUUAUAUCAUCUUUUCACAACAAUAAUUUGAAAUUGGAAAAAGUUCAUUUAGCCAAAGCGGCAUCAAGGGCUUACAGAAUAGCAAUGAAAGAAUUUGAAGACAAUAAAAUUGCUUAUGCAUGUGCUGCGUUUACUGAAAUGCUGGGCAUUUCUAGUAGAAAACUGAGAAUCGAUAUAGAAUCUGCUAAGGUUAUAUUAUCAUAUAGAAAGUAUAAUUUUAUGACUAAUAAUAGUUACGGUUAUAAAGGCAAAUUUGUACGUGAUAAUUUAACGCAAUCUGAUCAAGCAAGAAUUACUGAUCAAUUCCUUGCGUGCUUUGGAUUUAAUGGAAAAGUCCGAGCAAUUUCAGUAUUAAGUGAACUUGAGAACGCGAUAAGUUAUAAAAUUAAGAAAGAAGGUCAAAAAAGUACUUCUUAUGCUGCCAUGAAACAAUGGCGUCUUGCUGUCGCUUUCUGUCGUGCACAUGAAAUUCCGUUAUCGACAUUAUUUCUAAUAGAUUGUGCCAUCUGUAACGAAUGGCUACCUUUCUUUUGCUUUGUUCAACAAUGCCAAUAUCCUAGUUUACAAGUGAUUAAAAUUAUUAAGCAGUAUUUUUCCGAUUCUAAUAUAAAAGAGCAUCUAUUACUUGCAAUAAAUAAUAUAAGAACUGUUGAAUUGAAGAGGAAAGAUUCAGCAGGUAAAGGAAGACAUCUUAGACAUAAAAAGCGUAAUUUGGCUCACGAUAGGAAAAGGAAAUUAGUGUAUACCCGCGAUCCAAGACAGCCUUUUUACUUUAAGAUUGGAGUUAAAAAAACUAAUACCUUAGAGUUAGGAUCAAUGACUACCAAUGCUUGGUAUACGGCCACAUCUGGUCAAGUGACCGAUAAUCCAGCUGAUUAUGAUCAGAAGUUGCUAAUUCGAGAGCAGGCUGAAGGAAGCGAUCAACCACUAUCUGGCGUCCUUGACACUGAUAGCGACGUAGCUAGUCCUCCAGAUGACCUCUUCGAAGUUGUCUUCCAUUGUCAGUCUACUGGGAUGCCAUACCGCUCUCUACUUGCGUAUGCUAUUUUUUACCAGAGGCCUUUGCUAGCGAUUCUCGCUGGAUCUUAUAACGAUAGCUACGUUUCAGUAGACUGUAUCUGUUCGUAUCUAUACGCCAUCUAUGGUAACAGGGUAUUUCAGAGCAUAGACCGCCAACUAUUUGGAUCUGAUCGUGCUUGUUUCUCUGACGUAUUACAAAAUGAUUGGCAGCCUGAGCAUUUAUGCAUUAUCCUUUUAACGGCUAUGGAAAAAAAGCAAUUUUUUCCUUAUAUCGUCAAAGCCUUCCGAAUAUUCGACCCUGAUUGCCCCUUUUUGGCUUUCUUAAAAUUUUGUGAAUCAUUUUACUUUGAUUGUGAUGAAACUGCCUCUACUUCCUACUUUCUUGAAUUUAUCGAAUUAUCUCGUCUAACCAAAGAAGGAUUACCUGAAGAAAAUAUUAUGGACAAAAAAUAUAUCCGUGAUACCGACUGGAUGAUGAAUACUGCUUCACAGAUGAUUGAUACCAUGCUAAAACUUUGUGAGACAUCAUACGAACUACAUUUCCUUCUGAGAAUAUUAAAAGAUGUUGAAGUUGAAAAUAAUAACAAAGCAUUUGAAGGACAGGAUUAUAAAUUUAUGUACCAGGUUUUCACUUUAAUAGUGGAUGCCGGUGUUGAUAUAGAUAUAUUAGCCCUUGUCCCAGGAAUUGCCGAUAUUGUUAAUUCAAAAAAUGAAACAGAACGUGUUAUUAACAAAUUCCUUGAGUUAAAGCUGUUUGAUAAGGCACGAGAACUUGCCGAAUUAUUAGACUUUUCAAAAGAUAUCACUUUUAUUGCAGAAAUCUUAUACGAAAUCCUGGACUUAUCACAAACAAAUAUUUGGUUAUCUGUUGAUACGCGUUUAACUUUUUGGGAGAAUAGUCGGCUAUACCUAAAAGAUCGAGGAUGUACAUCGAAUGUUAUCUGCAAGUUCUUUAAGGAUUUCGCCAUUGGCCAGUGCGAUUAUAAAUUCAUAAGUUUACCUGAAGUAUCAUGGUUACAUCCGAAGGAGCAAGCAAUUUUAAUGGCGAUAUCUAUAGAAUGGCUUUUUGAAUUCUCAAAUGAAGUACCUGGAAACGAACAAAAAAGUGCUGCCCAGAGACAAAGAAUCAUUAGUGAUGUAGCUGUUAAAGCUUGGAAAUAUCUCAUAGCAGCUAAAUUGAAGGACAGGAAUGGAGACUGCUUGUCAGCUGAAUUUGUUUUAGAUAUUAGCCAACGGAUUAUAAAUUCAUUAAAUUCAGUUCUUGAUAACUGUGUUACUGAUGAACGGAUUGAUAUUUUCCGACCUAUUGAGGAAUAUAUAGUAUUCAAACAGACCAAAUCAGCAACAUUUCUGCAGAGAGAAAGCGAAAGGACUGCCCUGGAAUCGUUUAUUGGACAUUUAUUGAGUGCAAACAGAAUUAGAGAAGCAUGCUACUUAUGUCGACUAUUCCAUUUCGAAAGUCAAGAUCUGAAUGUCAUCUGGACAUGUUUAAGCUUAGCCCGUGGUGAGUUAUCACCUGAUGGCAUUGAAGAAGAUAUGAAGAAACUACUGAAUUCGUCGCCAAUUCUAAAACAAAAACAGCUGUCAAUUAGAACUGGUGUUUUAAUUAAUGGAGAAAUGCUAACCAGUGAUGAUAUAAUCAGUAGUGAGCAAGAUAAAAAUAUUAUUAUGACCAUUGGACAACUAAUUAAUCAUUGUGAAUCUGGCAGAAACUGUUGUGAGCGCAUAAUGAUACGCUAUAUGCUUGCUAUGGGGCUUAAGAAAGAAUAUUCGAUUGUUGCAACUGAAGAUAACCUUGAAUUAUUGAAGCAGCUUAUGAUGACUUCUUUGGUAUCGAAAUUUUCUUUGGCGUCCGAAUACGUCAGGAUCUUUAAUCUUAGCAAUGAUCAGGCAACUGAAUUUGUAAGCGAUUUUAUUAUCGAAACAAUUAAAGCAUACGCGAACCAUGGAUUUGUGGUUGAUGAAAGACAUUCCUAUAUUUUUAAUCCUGAAUGGUCAUUUAAAGAGUUUCAAAGUAUUGCGAAAAUUUGUAGAGACCCUAGUUUUAUUGGAAAUAAUCUACUUAAUACUGCUAAGGAAACGAUUGGAAAUGAUAAAAUUAGCGCGACAGAUAUUUCUAUUAUCGUUGAACUAUUGAUACGAUCUCAUGAUUGUUACACUUCGGCGUGCAGUAUGGAUGGCAUUGCUAAAGUGUUGCGUGUCGUGAAGAGAUGCACUAACAAAUUAUCACAAUUACAGAUGUAUAAGAGAAUGAUCCGUCUUCUAAUUGGUAUUGGUCGUUACAGAGAAAUGAGCUAUAUUAUCGAUAUACUUCUUCAAUCUGAUCAAUUUGAAAUAUUAAUGAGUCGAUUAUCCAAUAAGGCCAAAAAUUUUCGAGUAGUGAUUUUAGAGUACUUAAAACGUAAUUACCCUGAAGAUCGGGAAAAGUAUUCUAUGGCAGCGUUACGAUUUUCUAUGCAUCGUGAAAUUGGAGAUACUUUACGAGAAAUGGCUAGGAAAAUUUUGAGAACCUUAAAACGACAAGGAAUAGAAAAUAAGCCUAAUGCUAAACAGGAAUUAAAGUGUUCAUUUCAGUAUUUUACGGAUGCAGCUAAAGAAUACUCCAAGGAGGGAUGCUAUCGUAUGGCACAACAGUGUGCAAUGAAUGCCAGAUUAGUGGAUGUACAAAUUCGUUUACUGGAAUUUGAAAUACCUGUAAUUGGCCUUAGUGAAUACGAACUUCAUAAAUUUAUGGUUAACCAUAAGAACUUCUUUGAGGCUCUCGUUGUAGCACAAGCUUAUAAAAAGCAUAAUGUUUUGGAUUGGAGUAGCAGUAUUCUUGAGCAAGUGAUUAGAAACGGAAAUUUCAAGUACUUUCAAGAUUUUCGAUCUGCAUUUGCAAUAUCAAAUGCAUUUUAUCAAGAUUUGUCCAAGAAAUAUCUGCAAUUCAUUAAAGAUAAACCGUUAUCAUCAGCAUUAAACAAUAACAUGCGCUUAGUAAUCAACUUUGUUAAAGAGAUCAAGUUACGAUAUGAAUUGUCCGUAGAGUUAGGUCUUACAGAUAUUGUUAAGGAAUUAUUAAAUAGCCAUAAUGGUGCUUUUAUUAAAGAUACUUGCAAGGCUUAA